AUGGAGGCUGUGGAGGAGGUCGAAUUGGAGGAAGGAACAACUCCACAAGUCAUGGCGAUAGUGGUGGUAAUUUUCAAGGUGGCGGAAGACAAAUCCACAUUGUCAACAAUUUUCAACGAGGUGGGGGUGCUUGAGUUUUUGGCUGAUGACCUUCAUCUGGAGGAUGGUUUUGGUAUAUCAUUGAUGUCGGAUCAAUAUAAGGGGUUGUUAAAGGCUGUCAAAGAAGUGCUUCCUAUUGCUGAACAUAAGGAGUGUGCAUGGCAUAUUGUUGCCAACUUUAGGAAAAGAUUCAGUGGUGUACACUAUCAGACCAUGUUUUGGAAGGCAAGCAAAGCAUCCACUAAGCCUUUAUUCAAUGCUUCCAUGAAGGAGAUUCAAGUUCUUAACCCUGUAGUAUAUGAUUACAUUAUGGAAACAAACCCCAAAUCAUGGAGUAGAGCAUUCUUUCAAGAAGGAAAGAUGUGUGAUGCCGUGGAGAAUGGAUUAUCUGAGAGCUUUAACAGUGUCAUCAGGGAUGCAAGGAAAAAGCCAAUCAUCACCAUGUUAGAGGAGAUUAGAUUAUAUGUUAUGGAGAGGCUAUACAAUUUGAAGAUGACAGAAUCAUAUGUUGUAGACCUGGACAAGAAGACUUGUACUUGUAGAGUAUGGAAACUUAAUGGGUAUGGAUGUGUGCAUUCAGAAGCUACUAUAUCAUAUUUGAAUAGAGAUGUAGCCAAUUAUGUUGAUCCAAUAUUGUAUGAUGCCUUCUACAAGAACACUUACAAAUACCAAAUACGUGGGAUGAAUGGUAGCAACAUGUGGCAACCUACUAAGUUUAUACCACUCUUAUCACCAUUGAAGAGAAGAAUUCCAGGUAGACCAAAGGUAAACAAAAGAAUAGAUGUAUUAGAAAAGCUAUAA
Messenger RNA from Lactuca sativa (garden lettuce), 900 nucleotides. RefSeq lists its product as uncharacterized. Gene Ontology annotation, molecular function: zinc ion binding. Lineage: Eukaryota; Viridiplantae; Streptophyta; Magnoliopsida; Asterales; Asteraceae. The record is from RefSeq and is a predicted model, not a curated record.